Messenger RNA from Cladocopium goreaui, 765 nucleotides. The record is from the annotation of a GenBank genome assembly. NCBI's taxonomy places the organism in Eukaryota, Dinophyceae, Suessiales, Symbiodiniaceae.
AUGAGUCGGCCCGAGCUGGCCCCCUUCCGCAAGCUGCUCCGCUUGUGUCGUCACUUCGACCGGGAACCCACCUGGCAGUUGGGUCUGGUGGGACGCCCGCCGCGGAAGUAUGACUGGUACCAGCACCGGGUGGUUCGCACGCGCUUUCAGGUCUCACCUUUUGCUGAGGAAAUGGUUUGGGAGGCCUCGGGCCUUUCCACCCAGUUCGCCCUGCCCGGCAAACACUCUGGCGCGGUGGCCCGCGCCUGUCGACGGCAUUUCCGACGGGCGACCGCAAUGGGUUUGCCGUACCAAAGCGAAGCAACGCAGCUACUGAAGCGCUUUGAAGAGGCCAAGAAACUGAUUCAAGACCUCGGGGACUGGGACACCGCGGAAACCAGUGACCUUCAGCUGCUGAAGAGUUUCGACUGCGGUGGGCAUCAGCAGGUACAAAGAGGAGACCUGCUGUUGGCUCACCCCAUGAGUUGCAUCCGAGAUCCCAACUUCGAUCAGGCAACAGUGCUGAUUAGCGAUGUUGGAGAGGACUAUGUCUCCGGCUUUGUGGUGAACAAACCACUAAGGAACUCAACUUUGCAGCAGCUCCUGUCAAAUCGGAAAGGUUCGCAAAGUUCUGAAGAUAAAGAUUGGGCGGAGGCGAUCCGUGACCACUCCGCGCUCGAGAAGCUGAUCGUGUGGCGCGGUGGGCCCAUCAUCGUCGGGGCCUCGCUGCAGCGAAAUCUGCAUUGGCUGCACUGCUUCUCCAGCGUGCGGCGAAGGGGGGUUUGA